CAGUAUAAAAAGUUGAGUUGUACUUGUACCGGUAUUACUCCAUCCAUACAGUUGGUUUAACUAUGUUCUUGAAUUGUUUCAAACCAAAAAAUUGAUCCAAAUCUUUCCUUCAAAUGUACCUCCCCAUCAUCUCAAGACUCCCCAACUGGUUAUCAAACAUCAAAUACUUAUCCAAUAAUGCAAAAUGGGAACAAAUAUUUUCCCACUAUCAAGAACUUACAAGAACACAACUACCACUCCAUUUCAUGCAAGACCCUUCUUUUAUUCACCCAAUUCUAAAAGCUUGUCAAAAUCUCUCCUUUUUUACUGAUGGGUACUCAAUUCAUGCAUCUUUAAUCAAGAAUGGAAUGUUUGAAUCAUACACUUCUGUUCAGAACUCAAUAAUGGACUUUUAUGUUAAAGCUAGAAACUUUGAGUUUGCUUUAGCUAUUUUUGAUGAAAUGAAGAUUAAAGAUUCUGUUUCUUGGAAUGUUGUGAUUAAUGGGAGCUUUAAUCAAGAUGGGAUUUUGAGUAAUGGGUUGUUUUUGUUUAGUAAAGCUGUUGGGACAGGAAUGUUUGAGCCUAAUGUUGCUAAUUUAGUGCUUGUUAUACAAGAAUGUAGGAAUGUUUAUGAAGGGUUGAUUAUACAUUGUUAUGUGAUUAAGAGGGGUUUUUGUAGUGUUUCUUCAGUGCAGAACUCACUCUUGAGAUUUUAUGUGGUGGAUCAUGGAGUUAAGGUUGCGCGACUGUUGUUCGAUGAAAUGAGUGAUAGAGAUGUUGUUUCUUGGAGUGUGAUGAUUGGAGGGUAUGCUCAAAAUGGUGAAAGUCAGGUGGCUUUGGGAUUGUUUCGAGAGAUGGUUUGGGAGAGUCAGAAUGAUGUUGAUGCACAGAUAAUGGUUAGUGUACUUCAGGCUUGCAUUAGUUUAAGGAAUUUUAGAGUUGGUAGUUUGUAUCAUGGAUUUGUACUUUGUAAAGGCUUGAAUUUUGAUUUGUUUGUAGGGAAUUCUUUAAUUGACAUGUACUCAAAGUAUGGUGAUCUGGACUCAGCUCUAGAAGUUUUUAGGGAGAUGCCACAGAGGAACCUUGUAUCCUGGAAUUCUAUGUUAUCAGGCUUUGUACAUAAUAAGAAGUAUGUUGAAGCUAUUUCUCUGUUUUGUUCAAUGUCAGAGGAGGAUAUUCAGGUUGAUGAAGUGACUGUCGUAAAUCUUUUACAAAUCUGCAAGCAUCUUCUAGAUCCAUACUAUUGCCAGUCCAUUCACUGUGCAGUAAUACGGAGAGGCUAUGAAUUGAACAAGUUAGUGGCGAAUUCAUUAAUUGAUGUAUACUCGAAGUGUAAUCUUAUUACCCAUGCAUGGUUAUUGUUCAGUCUGGUGAAAGAUCAGGAUACGGUUACAUGGAGCACAAUGAUUGCAGGGUUUACCCAUUGUGGCUUGCCUGAGGAGGCCAUUGCUGUGUUCAAGGAGAUGAAUUUUGUAAGAGCCACUCCAAAUACCAUUACUAUGGUAAAUCUGAUGGAGGCUUGUUCAAGUUCUGGUGAACUCAACAUAUCCAAGUGGGCUCAUGCCGUUGCAAUAAGAAGAUGCUUGGCAUCAGAAGUGGUGGUCGGGACUGCGAUUCUUGACAUGUAUGCUAAAUGUGGGGCAAUAGAUACCUCAAGGAAGGUCUUUAACCAAAUUUCUCAAAAGAAUAUUGUGACAUGGAGUGCUAUGAUCGCAGCAUAUGGCAUGAAUGGUCUUGCACAUAAUUCCUUAACUUUGUUUCAAGAAAUGAAGUCGCAGGGUUUAAAGCCUAAUGAAGUAACAACACUCUCCAUAUUAUCAGCAUGCAGCCAUGGGGGUCUGGUCGAGGAAGGUAUCUCUUUGUUUAGAGAAUUGGUUCAAGAUCAUGACAUUGAUUUGAGGUUAGAACAUUAUUCCUGCAUGGUUGACUUGUUAGGUCGGUCUGGAAGGCUAGAUAGGGCAGUAGAUCUAAUGGAGACAAUGUCCGACACAUUGGAACCUGGUGCCAGUGCAUGGGGAGCAAUGUUGAGUGCUUGUCGAAGGUAUGGUAAUAGUGAGCUUGGUAUACAAGCUGUUUCUCAAGUACUUCAACUGGAACCAUCAAAUUCAUCAGUGUAUAUCCUUGCAUCUAACAUGUUUGCUGCGAAGGGACUGUGGAAUGAUGCAGCAAGGAUGAGAUUGUUAGUGAAGGAAAAGGGAGUUAAGGUCGAGGCUGGUUAUAGCUUAAUACAUGUUAAAAGUAAAGCAGAGAAAUUUGUUGCAGGAGGUACGCGUCAUCUAUUGUCUCAUAAGAUAUGCUAUGUUGUUGAGCAGUUGCACGAGUUUAUGCAAUUAGACAAUGUAGAUGACAAUAUCUUUCUGUGUAUGUAAAAGGUGUGAAGCAUCCACCCCGAAAGUCAUAAUAUUUAUAGUUACACACUUGUUUUUCAUACAAAGGUUGUUUCAAAAUUUGAACCCUAAUCUAACAGAUGCAACCCUAGCUGACAUAUAUUCUUAAUUCUUGACAUACUAUGCAGUAGAAUCU
Molecule: messenger RNA, 2502 nt
Organism: Daucus carota subsp. sativus
Lineage: Eukaryota; Viridiplantae; Streptophyta; Magnoliopsida; Apiales; Apiaceae
Product: pentatricopeptide repeat-containing protein At2g17210
Exons: 1
Coding region: 114-2348 (744 amino acids)
Molecular function (GO): protein binding
Source: RefSeq, a predicted model, not a curated record